This is a messenger RNA of Microplitis demolitor, 536 nucleotides long. It is a transcript of the gene kud, whose product is annotated as transmembrane protein 258. The record is from RefSeq and is a predicted model, not a curated record. The transcript has 3 exons. Gene Ontology annotation, biological process: protein N-linked glycosylation. Lineage: Eukaryota; Metazoa; Arthropoda; Insecta; Hymenoptera; Braconidae. Bases 144 to 386 code for a protein of 80 amino acids. Gene Ontology annotation, cellular component: membrane-bounded organelle.
UAUUCUAGUAACCCAGAAAAAUGGCCAAUACAUAUCCGAUCUUCUGUAUUUUAUUAAUUUAAUGUUCUAUUCGUUGAUUCCGUGUCGAUUUGUAUAAAUACAUAUAAAUACGUACCGGCCACGUCAAAAGAUAAUUUAAAAAAAUGAUUGAGAUAGAAUCAAUGACCAGGUAUGUCUCACCAAUUAAUCCAACUGUAUUUCCAGUAUUAGCACUUGUAUUACUUGGAAUCGGAAUUUUUUUCACUGCCUGGUUUUUCGUUUACGAAGUAACGAGUACGAAAUUUACUAGAGAUGUAUACAAAGAGUUAUUAGUAUCUUUUGUUGCUGCAUUAUUUUCUGGUUUUGGAGUUCUAUUCUUGAUGUUGUGGGUUGGAAUUUACGUAUAGUCUCAACUUUAUUACUCAUUGCCAAAUGAUUUUUUUUCUCUGAAAUACUGUUGUUUCAACAUUCCAUCGCUAAUAUAUAAAAAUGAAAUGCAAUAAAAUAUAUUCUAAUCUUAAUUUUAAUACACAGAAAUAAAUGUAAUUAUACCAUGA